Molecule: messenger RNA, 612 nt
Organism: Ruditapes philippinarum (Manila clam)
Lineage: Eukaryota; Metazoa; Mollusca; Bivalvia; Venerida; Veneridae
Product: zinc finger protein sens-like
Exons: 2
Coding region: 1-612 (203 amino acids)
Cellular component (GO): nucleus
Source: RefSeq, a predicted model, not a curated record
AUGUAUAAACAAAGUAGCUCUGUGAGGAAGCACUCAAAAAGUGGUAUGGAACGGCGAAGUUCGGAAACUUUGUCCGUUCAAAGUUUUGAAUCAAGUUCGAGCCAAUCAGUACUUCAAGUGAAAGAUGAGGAUACAAGUACUGGGGAUACUGUAAAAAGUCCAGAUAUGAUCUCACAAAGUGAAAUUUCUAAAAGUUUUGAGGAGGCAUGGAUCGAUCUAUACUCGUCUGCAGCAGACGAGCAAAUGGAUUCAUCAAAUGUAAAUUUAUCGGCCAAUCAGAGCGAAGAACAAGAAUACGAAAGACUGAUGCAGGCUCAAGGGGGCGGGGCUUCAGCUAGAGAUGACUCUACGUCAGGAAGUACAAAGAAGUACGGCAAAGGUAACUUUAUCAAAGUUGCGACGGGUUAUCAGUGCCGGAUAUGCUGCCGGGUUAUACGUCACAUGAAUAAUACGACGGCACAUAUGCGUAUCCAUGCCAACGUGAAGCCGUAUAAAUGUCAGGUGUGCAAUCAGCAGUUCAAGUACGAAGUUGAUCGUAGGUAUCAUUUCUCGAAGAAUCACGUAGAUCUCUUUUCAAAAAUGUAUUUUCCCGAUGAAAAGAAGUCCGGAUGA